AUGAUGGCGGAGGCCUCGAAGGAGAGACAGUCGCCGGCGGAGGCCUCUGCCAUGCGCCAGGACGAGCUCCUCGGGAUGGUGGCCCAGAUGGCGUCGGACGCGUCGGCCGGGCACCGUGCAGGAGCAAGCGGCUUCCCACGCGAGGGUCCUGAGGCAGGAGGUGGGCGACCUCGCGAGGGACGCCGCCCUCAACCACGAGGCCCUCUCGGAUUCUUCGAUUACCGCGCAGGGGGGAUCAACAACAGUUGGUUAGUCUUCAGAGCUGCGAAUUCGAUAAUCCUUUUGAGCCUGUUCGCUCUUAUCUGCAGCGUUCGCGGCUACAGUCUGGCAUUGUCCACCCACCCUCACCUCUACACCCGACCUGUAUCCCGGCUCGGCCACCAGCGCGGCACCCAUGGCGGGUCGUCGAGCAUUGCCGCCGGGAGUGACUGCAGCGCGCUGCGCCCGUGGCCUUUUCAAGGUCGCGAGGUCGUUCUCAGGCCGCGGCGCACGGCUCCGACGGUGUGCCACCUGCUCUGUUUUGCACGGGUGGUGGCGCCAGUGCCAGCGUGCAGCAAACGUUUCACCGCCGCUCCCCUUCUUGGCGGCGUUCAGAACUGCGAACUCAAGAAUCCUCUUCAGCCUCUUCGCUCUUAUCUGAGCGUUCGCGGCUCCAGUCUCGCAUAG
Messenger RNA from Prorocentrum cordatum, 666 nucleotides. The record is from the annotation of a GenBank genome assembly. NCBI's taxonomy places the organism in Eukaryota, Dinophyceae, Prorocentrales, Prorocentraceae.